Molecule: messenger RNA, 6342 nt
Organism: Exophiala spinifera
Lineage: Eukaryota; Fungi; Ascomycota; Eurotiomycetes; Chaetothyriales; Herpotrichiellaceae
Exons: 4
Coding region: 1-6342 (2113 amino acids)
Source: RefSeq, a predicted model, not a curated record
AUGGCGGCUCUCGUAGCCGCGUCGCAAGCCACAGAUGUCAGCGACGGCGCGUUUCGUCGACAAAGGAUCCCGAAGUGGUGGAGGAUUGGAAUGGAUGAGCUCCUUCGGUCGCACUGCCGUGAAAUGCGGGCAGUGAUACCUCUUUACCCAAUCGUAGCCGAUCGGCGCUACAGCACGCACACCGCCAUCCUCGAGAACAGCAAGCCAUCUCAACGGAGUCUGACCUCAAACCAUGAGGUCUAUCAGAAAGUGACUGCGCUGGUCGCAGCCUUGAUACAGGAAAUAACAGGCUCUCCUCCACCAUAUGGAACCUGCCCACCGCCCUCUGCAGCCGAGCCUCUGCCUCCUUCACUGUUAUCCGAACCACGUGCCUGCGCCAAAGAUCUUAGCCAGCCCCUGGAGUCUGUCACACCGUCGUGCCGGACGUUGUCACAAAAUUCAGGAAUGGAUUUCAGUAUAGACUUCGGCACUCCGAGUGGUGUACAAACACGCGGCAAAAAGGCCGCAAAGAAGGCCGCGAAAGCGGCUGCGCAGGCCAAAUGGUUUGAAUCAGAUAAUGAAGGAGAAGGAAACGCUGCUGGGGAAGGCGGCGAUGGCGGCGGCGGCGGAGACGGUGGCAACGGAGGAAGUGCUGGUGGCGAUGGUGGCGGAGACGACAACAACGGUGGUGCUGGGGACGACGAUUGGGAUCUCGGUGGCAGCAAAAAGAACAAGAAGAAGAACAAGAAGAAGCAAGAAGAGGAAGAGCGGAAAAGGCAAGAAGAGGAGGAGCAGAAGCAGAAGGAAGAUGCAGAGGCUGCUAACGCUGCUGACCCGCUUAGUUGGGCAGACGAGACAAACAAUGCUGCCGCUGACGACGACUGGACCACAGGGUUCACAACCAAGAAGGAUAAAAAGAAGAAGAACAAAAAGGGGACCGAGGAAUCUCCGGCCAGUGCUGCAUUUCAAGACAUCAGUCUGGAUGACACCGCUCCCAAAUUAGAGUUCAGCUUCGGUUCUGACGAAAAGAAAGAUAGUGGUGGUUUUGGCGCGUGGGGAAAAACUUGGGACUUUGGCUCGCUUGACAAUGAAACCAAAAAGGCCGACGAGAAAUCUUCCAAGAAGGAAGCAGAGAAGAAGGACGGCUCUGCCGACUUCGGUGACAACAAUCCCUGGUCAUCUGGCGCGAACAAGUCAAAGAAGAAAACUUCCACCUUCAGCAACUUUGACUUUGGGAACCUAGACGGUGACAAGACUACUUUCGGUUUUGAUGGUGAUGGUGAUGGUGGAGACACCAAGGUCACGGAUGAUGCUUGGGGGUUUGCAACUGUGGGCAAAAAGGACAAGAAGAAGAAAGGUGCUGCGGAAGAGAAGAAGGAGGACCCGCCGGCACCGGCCGAGCCAGAGCCCAAGGAAGAAGACACAUGGGGUGGCUGGGGUACCUCUACGAAGAAGAAGGACAAAAAGAAGAAAGGGUGGCUGGACGACGACCCUAUUGAGGAGCCGAAGCCAGUUGAACCUGAACCAGCCGCUGAAGACGAGUGGGCGUCGUUCUCUACCAAGAAAGACAAGAAAAAGAGUAAGAAAGGUGCUAUCGUCGAGGAACCUGUGGUCGAGACGAAAGACCCCGGGCUAGAUGUCGGCAGUACGGAUGAUGCUUUCAGCUGGGGGCUAGGGUCCGGCAAGAAGGACAAGAAGGGGAAGAAGGGCUUCAGCACCCUAGACGAUGAUCUUCUGGCGCUUCCCGAUCCUCCAGCUGCACCUGAGCCGGCAGCUGAUGACGGCGACGACUGGAUGGCUUCCGCUUGGGGUUCCAAGAAGAAGGACAAAAAGUCGAAGAAAGGCGCGAUCGAUGAUCUUUCCGCGUCCGUCGAUGUGGGAGCAGUGGAUAAUAAGGGUACCACUGCCGAUUCUCUGGCCGAGGACGAUACCUGGGCAGGUUUUGCAACAGCCAAAGGCAAAAAAGACAAGAAGAACAAGAAAGGCUUGCUUGUCGAAGAGGAGCCGGCUCCGACACCUGAGCCUGAGGCUCCUGCUGAGACAGACGACCUUUGGAGCUUUGGCAAGAAGGAUAAAAAGGGCAAAAAAGGAAAACUAGCGAGCCCAGAGCCCUCAAUCCCUGAUCCCAUAGUAGAGCCCGAUCCUGAGCCUGAGCCAGCUAAAGAAGAAACGCCCAACAACAUUGCAGACAUAUCUUCGUGGGCAGGUCUGUCGGCAAAAGAACGCAAAAAGAAGGAGAAGGAGGCCAGGAAGAAGGGAUUGAUCAUUCCCGAAGAACCGCCACCACCUCCGCCUGAGCCGGAACCCGAGAUCAAAGAGGAGGAGGAGGACACUUGGGGUGGCUGGGGAACAUCAUCCAGCAAAAAAGAUAAGAAAACCAAGAAAAAGGGGUUCUUUGAUUUUGAUGAUGACCCAGCCCCAGUCCCUGAACCUGAAAUCGAGCCGGAGCCUAAAGUUGAGCCGGAGGACACUUGGGGUACAGUGUCCGCCAAGGAUAAGAAGAAAUCAAAGAAGAAGGGUCUACUUGAUGUUGUAGAAGAACCUCCUCCUCCGCCUCCAGAACCAGAACCCUCGGCCAAAGAAGAGCCUAUCUUAUCGGCAAAAGAAAGGAAAAAGAGGGAGAAGGAGGCAAAGAAGAAGGGAUUCUUCGAUUUCGACGAUGAACCGGCUGCGCCCGAGCCUGUGCAUGAACCUCAACCCGAACCCGAACCACCCGCGAACGAUGACGAUACUUGGGGCGGUUUUGGUCUUUCUGCGAAGGACAAAAAGAAAAAGGAGAAGGAGGCAAAGAAGAAGGCCGCGGCAGCAGCUCUCGAGGCUGAACCUGAGAUUGUAGUUGAGCCCGAGCCAGCCGAAGACAAUGCGAACAACACUUGGGGAACAUGGGGUGCAACAAGCAAAGAUAAAAAGAGUGGUAAAGAGAGCAAGAAAAAGGGCAUUUUCGAGCUCGAUGAGCCGAAGGAGCCUGAGAAACCUCCAGAGGACGAUAUUUGGGGAUCUUGGGGCACGAAAGACAAGAAGAAUAGUAAGAAGUCCAAAGCCAAGGAUGAGCCUCCUCCUCCUGUACCAAGCCCGCCUGCUCAAGGUCUCACUCCGGAGCCAGAUUCCGGUGAAAUGCUGGAUAACGGAGAUACAUGGGCGGCGCUGACGACAACUAAGAGCAAGUCUUCCUCCAAGAAGAGCACAACCCUAGAAAAGGAACAAUCAAAGGCUACCGAGGAGAACAGUACCAAGAUCAGCAAAAGUAGCGCGUGGGGAUUUGGAACGACCACCGCUACAAAGUCUUUAACCAAAAAAGAGAAAGAAGCAAAGGCCAAAAAGGAGGCGGAAGAGCAAGCCAGGAAAGAUGAGGAAGAGAGACUCGAACGCGAAGCUGAAGAGGCUGAAGCAGCUCGGCUGGUUGAAGAAGAGGCUACAGCGGCUGCGAAGAAGUCUAAGACAAAAUCUGGCAAAAUGUCUAAGACUGAGACUAAAUCCAGUAAAUACAAGGAAGCAGAUGACCUUCUUGAGGCCCUUAAUGAACCGACUUCCGGCACAAAAGCAGACAAGACCUCCAAGCUGAAAAAGACUACUUCCAGCAAGGAGGAAAAGACCGAAAGCAACAAGACUGAAGACUACUUUGGUAUCUGGGGUAGUAGUGGGUCGACAACCAAGAAGACAGCUGGCAAAAAGGAGGCCGACGCCAAAAAGGAAAUUGUCAAACAGGGGUGGUCCAAUGAGGACGACGCGCUAGCAGACCUCACGAACGAUCUCGACCUCGAUGUUGACUUCGAAAAGCCAGCAAGCUCCUCCAAGACGGCAAAGGCAAUGACAUCUGGAAAGAAUAAGUUGAGUUCUUCGGUAGCAGAGCGCAUCAAAGCAUUGGAAGGCAAAAAAGAAGACAGCGGAAAGAAGUCGAAGGGAGACACGUCGCUGACUAAGGAUCUGGCUUCGCCUCAAGACGCGCCACCACCCAAAGAGGAAAAAAAGAUCAAGGACAAGGCGCCAGCCUCGAAGUCAACCGUCGUCGAGGCAAAGUCUUCCAGUAAGAAAACCGAGGCGUCUACUAUCAAUGCUGAAAAGAAGUCGAAAGACGCAGUACCUGGAAGCUUCCCUGGCGCGUUUGGUGACGACUUUGACGAUUUUCUCGGGACCGACAACCCAUCCAUGCCGCCGUCGCCGGAGAAGUCUAAGUCGAAGGCUAAGACUGUCGACAAGAAAGGGACCAAAUCAUCGAAGACGGCAACAACGAAAACUUCUGCGAGUAAGGACGUCGGCCUGCUCGACGAGGAACCUUCAAAACUGCCAACACCUCCACCCGAAGAGAAGAAAGCUAGUAAAAAGGAACGGCCGAAAGUUGAGCGAUCUGCCACUUCAUCAUGGGGAUUCUGGGGCGCUGCACCUCCCCCGAAGAAGUCGACGAAAGAGAAGUCUGAGAAGGAGGAUCUUGACGUAGCGCCGAUACCUAAGAAGGAAAAGUCACCCACCGGCUUGACACGUUCCAAGUCAACACGAACACCCAAAGAAAAGGAUCAAGAGGACAAGAAGGAUGCCGAGAAGCUUUCAAAAUCAUCUGGUUCUGAGAAGGACACCAAGACGAAGACAACAAGGCCGACGACAAGCCGUGGUACAUCAUUCUCAAAUUUCAUGUUCGGUGGUCCUCCGCCGUCAGCUAUGCGGCAGAAGACCACUACCCGGAGGUCCAGCAGUGCUGCAAGUUCUCGACCAUCUUCGUCUCGGCGACAGUCCGUGGAUGGCCUCAUGUCGCCUCCUCCAGAAGAAGAGCCUCGAAUUACAGACAAAGCGGCAAAGCUGAUGGGAAUCAAAGGUAGCAAACUUGAACGUCGUCAAUCGGUCAAGAGCAAGUCGAAUGUUCCCGAUCCAUACCCAAUCGACGAUGAUGACAUGGUGAUGAUCCAUACUCAUGAUGAUACUCCUCUAGUCAAUGGUGGCACCACGACGGAGAAAGCUAAGUCGAAGGCAACAAAAUCUAAGAAAGAGGUAGGUGACUUUACCUCCUCGUCCACACCAGGGCAACUUGUCCGGCCAUCCUGGUCGCCAGACUUUGCCAAAGUGACCCAAGCUGACGGACGGAUUUAUUAUACACAGGUAAAGUCCCAUAAAAAGGACCUAUCCCACGACGACGACGUUGUCAUGGUUGAUGCCGCUGGUCAUGGAGACCCUGUGGUUACAAGCGGUCCAGAUGACGUCGCCUUUGUUGACCAUCCACCAGCUCUCAAGAGGAGUAAUACCGCUUCAAGAAAGUCCACUGGAUUUUUCAGCAGCUUCUUUGGAGGUCCGAGAAACGCUGACUCGGAUCGCGAAAGGCUCCGAAGCACCACACUCACCGAUGCCGAGGACCAAGGCUUGCCGAUCCGUACCAAGGACAGAACCAAGCGAAAAGCCCGUGUUGUGGACGAAGAAGGGCUCACCACAGAUGCUCCUGCCGAAACUGAUGCUGACAUGGAGGCUCGUCGAGCCGAACGAAAGGCCAAGCGGCAAGCUCGUGAUCAGGAGGAAGAAGCAGAAAGAGUAGAGCGUGAGCAACGCCGCCGGGAGAGGAGAGAUCGCGAAAAAGCAGAUCUUGAGGCCCGCCAACGCAGAGCACGUGAGCGUGAGAAAAAGGACCGAGAAGAAGAAAAACGGCGGCGCGAAGAGAGAAGGGCUCGAAGAGCAGAGAAGGAGGCACGGAUCCGCAAGGAAGAACUUGAUUUAGAGGCCGAUGCCGAACGACGACGUGAAGAGCGGAGGCGACUACGAGCCCAACUCGAGGCCGAACAAGGGGGUGACCUUGAAAAGUCCAAAGAAGAGCGACGAAAGUCGUACUACGCAGAAGAAGAGGAACGAAGGCGGCGAAGAGAGGGCAAAACCAAAGACAAAGUUCGUGAGAAAUCCAGCCGCAAGAGGUCUAGCGCUCUGGUCGAGGAGUACCAUGAGAGUCGAAGUGGGAGUGGCAAGGGGAUUGCUCCGCCUGCCAACAAGACGAGCUCGUGGGUGAACUCCCAGGCAGACGAACCUCCAGAGAUUCCGCCUGUUGAGGGUACAAUCUUGGAUCCCAGUGGUGAGAAGCCUCGACCAGCUGAGGACGAGCUCGAUCGCAAGCGUCGCAGUCGACAUCAUGAUAGGUACGCUGGCAUGACUGAUGCCGAGAUUGACGAGUAUCGAGCCAAACGCAAGAGUCGUCGCGCGGAGGGCAAGAGUGCCAGUGGUGGUAGCGAUGAAAAAGACAAGAAAGACAGACGGAGACGGCGAGACCGUGAUCCUGCUGCGGAUGGCUACGGUGGCUAUGGGUACGACGAGGCCCCGGUCAAGACGUGGGAUGGUCGACCGACGCUCGCCAGAAACGACAGUAAGAGAAGGAGCUUCUUGGGCGGAUUUUUCUAG